Molecule: messenger RNA, 1012 nt
Organism: Coturnix japonica (Japanese quail)
Lineage: Eukaryota; Metazoa; Chordata; Aves; Galliformes; Phasianidae
Source: RefSeq, a predicted model, not a curated record
AUGGUAGCCACCAGGCGAGAUGACUUAGCGGGUCGUUCCGCGGCGUCUCCUUGUCUUAAGCAUCAGGUUGAUGCUGUCAAAAAGGGGUGGAAGGCAGGACCUUCAUCUUUCCCUGGGCGCCUCCGGCAGCGAGACUUCCGCGGGAAGAGGGCCAUCAACACAAGACCAAACAGCAACAAAACGCGCAUCCCUGACCCCCACCACACCAAACUUUGCUCAUCCCCAGACGAGGUCCCGGUGCUCCGCCGCGGCGGGGGCGGAGCAGGUGUCGGGGCGCGGCUGGCAGCACCGCCCGCCGCCGGCACCGCCCCUCGGGAGCCGCUCGGAGCGGGCAGAGCGGCGGGACGGAGGCGGGGCGGCGGCAGCGGGAGCAGCUCUCGGCCCGGGGCUGCGCCGGGAGGGACCAGCCUCGCAUCUCGAGGAGGAGGAGGCGGAGGAGGAGGAGAAGAAGGAGGAGGAGGAGGCUCUGCUGCUGCUUUUCCGUCGGUAGUAGCGGCGCGGCCGCGGGAGAAGAGGACGAUGAGCCGCGCGGUGCUGGCCUGGCUGGUGCUCUGCGGGAGCCUGGUGGCGCCGCGACUCGCCCGAGGGGACUUGUGUGACUCUAACCCAUGCAAAAAUGGUGGCAUCUGUCUGUCGGGGCUCAAUGAUGACUUUUACUCAUGCGAGUGUCCUGAAGGCUUCACAGAUCCCAACUGUUCUAGUGUUGUGGAGGUUGCUUCCAUUGAAGAGGAACCAACUUCAGCAGGACCCUGCCUUCCAAAUCCGUGUCAUAAUGGUGGGAUGUGUGAAAUUAGCGAAGCAUACCGAGGCGACACAUUCAUAGGAUACGUUUGUAAAUGUCCUGAAGGUUUUAAUGGGAUUCACUGCCAGCACAAUGUAAAUGAAUGUGAAUCUGAACCCUGCAAGAAUGGUGGAAUCUGUACAGAUCUCGUUGCCAACUAUUCAUGUGAAUGCCCAGGUGAAUUUAUGGGGAGAAACUGCCAACAGAGUAAGUAGUGCCAUGAGUUUACAU